Molecule: messenger RNA, 2973 nt
Organism: Chlamydomonas reinhardtii
Lineage: Eukaryota; Viridiplantae; Chlorophyta; Chlorophyceae; Chlamydomonadales; Chlamydomonadaceae
Exons: 10
Coding region: 145-2214 (689 amino acids)
Biological process (GO): proteolysis
Cellular component (GO): membrane; chloroplast thylakoid
Molecular function (GO): ATP-dependent peptidase activity; zinc ion binding; metalloendopeptidase activity
Source: RefSeq, a predicted model, not a curated record
GUCAUACCUCAAGCUUCUUGCACAGUGUCUCAGUGUUGCAGCACAUUUAGUCUUGUCUCGCACCACACAAGACUCCAAACACUGAACCCUACGCGAGAGACUUGCCGAACAACAUCCUUGAGCGUGCAUUCAAGCCUAGCCAAAAUGCAGAUGCUGCAGCAGCGUGUGGUUAUGCGCCAGGCGCGCCCUGCGGCGCUGAAGCCUGUCCUGCCUGGUGCUCUGCGCACUCGCGCUGUCGUCGUGCGCGCCCAGCAGGAGCAGCAGACCGAGGUUGUGGCCUCCGGCAAGCGUGAUCUGAUUCGCAAUGCCAUCGCUGCCGCUGUCGCCGUGAUGCCCGUCAUGGCUGCCAAGGCCGAGGAUGCCGCUGGCGUGGCUUCGUCGCGCAUGUCCUACUCCCGCUUCCUGGAGUACCUGGAGAUGGGCCGUGUGAAGAAGGUUGACCUGUACGAGAACGGCACCAUUGCUAUUGUGGAGGCUGUGUCCCCCGAGCUGGGCAACCGCGUGCAGCGCGUGCGCGUGCAGCUGCCUGGCACCUCGCCCGAGCUGCUGGGCAAGUUCCGCGAGAAGAAGAUCGACUUCGCCGCCCACGCCAACACCGAGGACGGUGGCGCCGUGUUCCUGAACCUGCUGGGCAACCUGGCCUUCCCCCUGCUGCUGGUGGCGGGUCUGUUCCUGCUGAGCCGUCAGAGCCAGGGCGGCAUGGGCGGCCCCGGCAACCCCAACAACCCGCUCAACUUCGGCAAGAGCCGCGCCCGCUUCCAGAUGGAGGCCAACACCGGCGUCACCUUCAACGACGUGGCCGGUGUGGACGAGGCCAAGCAGGACUUCAUGGAGAUUGUGGAGUUCCUGAAGCGCCCCGAGCGCUUCACCGCUGUGGGUGCCCGCAUUCCCAAGGGCUGCCUGCUGGUGGGUCCCCCCGGUACCGGUAAGACCCUGCUGGCCAAGGCCAUUGCCGGCGAGGCCGGUGUGCCCUUCUUCUCCGUCUCCGGCUCUGAGUUCGUGGAGAUGUUCGUCGGUGUCGGCGCUUCGCGUGUGCGCGACCUGUUCAAGAAGGCCAAGGAGAACGCCCCCUGCCUGGUGUUCGUGGAUGAGAUUGACGCUGUGGGCCGCUCUCGCGGUACCGGCAUCGGCGGCACCAACGACGAGCGCGAGCAGACUCUGAACCAGAUGCUGACUGAGAUGGAUGGCUUCGAGGGCAACACCGGCAUCAUCGUCAUCGCCGCCACCAACCGCGCUGACAUUCUGGACCCCGCCCUGCUGCGCCCCGGCCGCUUCGACCGCCAGGUGUCUGUGGACCUGCCCGACCAGAAGGGCCGCCUGGAGAUCCUGAAGGUGCACGCGCGCAACAAGAAGGUGGCUGAGGACGUGGACCUGCAGGAGGUGGCCAUGCGCACCCCCGGUUUCGCCGGUGCCAACCUGAUGAACCUGCUCAACGAGGCGGCCAUCCUGGCGGGCCGCCGCGGCCUCAAGGCGAUCACCAACAAGGAGAUCGACGACGCCAUUGACCGCAUCGUGGCUGGCCUGGAGGGCAAGCCGCUGGUGGACGGCAAGGCCAAGGCGCUGGUGGCCUACCACGAGGUCGGCCACGCCAUCUGCGGCACCCUGCAGCCCGGCCACGACCCCGUGCAGAAGGUGACUCUGGUGCCCCGCGGCCAGGCGCGCGGCCUCACCUGGUUCAUCCCUGGUGAGGACCCCACCCUGGUGUCCAAGAGCCAGAUCUUCGCGCGCAUCGUUGGCGCGCUGGGCGGCCGCGCCGCCGAGGAGCUGGUGUUUGGCGAGGACGAGGUGACGUCGGGCGCCGCCAGCGACCUGCAGCAGGUGUCUGGCAUGGCCCGCCAGAUGGUGAUCAACUACGGCAUGUCCAACAUCGGCCCCUGGAGCCUGAUGGACCCCUCGGCCAUGUCGGGCGACAUGAUCAUGCGCAUGAUGAGCCGCAACUCGAUGUCGGAGAGCCUGCAGCAGCGCAUUGACAGCCAGGUGCGCACCAUCGCCGACCAGGCCUACGAGGUGGCGCUGCGGCACAUCGCCGACAACCGUGAGGCCAUCGACCGCAUCGUGGAGGCGCUGAUGGAGAAGGAGACCCUGACCGGCGAUGAGUUCCGCGCCAUGCUGGCCGAGUACACCACCAUCCCCGAGGAGAACGUCAAGGCCGUGGAGGCGCAGCGCAAGGGCGGCGCCGAGCUGGUGGCCGCCGCUACCCGCAUGGAGCUCUAAGCGGCUGCUACCGCUGUGGUGUGGGGUGCCGGCCUUGGGCCUUGGCCUGGCUUGGCGCGGCUAGGCUAGGCAUGGGCUAGGCGUGAGCUCUGCCGGUUAGGAACGCCCCGGACGUUGUUGAGCGGAGCGAUUGACGCGGCGUGUGCACGCGGCGCGUGCAUGGCUGAAAGGUUGCGCCACGCAGCAGCGGCGGGUGCGGCGGGUGGGGAGGCGAGCGGCUAGGCACGUUGCCGUGACGCGUCCUCCCGGCUGCAUGUCCCGGCGCAUGUCACGUGGCUGUUGUUGGGGCCUGCGGUGUUUGUUGUUUUGGGUCCAAGUGUACAUUUUGUUUUGUGGAUGUCCACGCCCCCUAUUCACAUGUAUGUGGUGUUUGUAUGUUCGUAUACGGCCCUGCGGCCCUGACCUUGACCGGAAAAACACAAGUCAUAAUCCUGACGAACCUGACACGAGAGAGUGUGCCGCGCGUGGUGUCACAAUGAAAAGCCUGCAGGGCAUGUUAGAUGAGCAGCAGGGUGUGAAGAGCAGAGAGCCAUAGGUCGGAAGGUGCCUGUGAGUUGGGGCUUGUGUGCCCCCAAAAGGUUAUCCUUAUUCAAUUGCGACCACGCAUGUGUUGAACGUGUGAACGGUGAUUGGGUGUUGCUGGCUCCCUGAUGCGGGAGAUGUGUCGUGCCUGAACACACAAAAUUUAUUCUCCUACAACGCGGAACAUCGGCACGCUGCCCGAUGCAAGUCUGCGCCUGUAACCAGAAAAAAGGGUUC